Messenger RNA from Oncorhynchus gorbuscha (pink salmon), 1523 nucleotides. RefSeq names its product josephin-2-like. The record is from RefSeq and is a predicted model, not a curated record. Gene Ontology annotation, biological process: protein deubiquitination. Gene Ontology annotation, molecular function: cysteine-type deubiquitinase activity. Bases 111 to 809 code for a protein of 232 amino acids. The transcript is spliced from 5 exons. Lineage: Eukaryota; Metazoa; Chordata; Actinopteri; Salmoniformes; Salmonidae.
GGGGCGUGACAGUUGAACAACAACAAUCAAGCUUCCGGUUUUUUCCCAUUCUUACUAGAGAGUUCACUAGCAUGUUCUUGUGAGCGUAAAAUCGCACAAUCAGCAAGUUUAUGUGUAAUAGAUUUACGUGUACACUAGGUACAUUUUAUUAUUUUGUUUGUCGUGGAAUAAGAGCACCGAAAGAGCUAUUACUGACUUUGAUACACCGCUUUAUUUGGCCAUUACACCGCGGACAACUUCCAAUACGGGUUAUUAUGAGCGAAGGAGAGAUAUUCCAUGAGAAGCAGCGACUGGAGUUGUGCGCCAUUCAUGCUCUGAACAACGUUCUGCAAGAACAAGUGUUCACCAAGGAGACGGCAGAUGACAUCUGCAAGCGGCUAGCUCCACAGUGUGUGGUGAACCCUCACCGCUCGAUGCUGGGCACAGGCAACUAUGACGUCAACGUCAUCAUGGCUGCCCUACAGAGCAGAGAGUUGGCUGCAGUAUGGUGGGACAAACGCAGAACAGUACAGAGUCUCUGUGUUGACAAGGUUCAGGGGUUCAUCCUGAACGUUCCGUCACGUGUCUCUCUUGGAAUUGUGUCCCUCCCCGUCAAGCGGCGGCACUGGCUUGCAGUGCGCCAGGUUAAUGGACACUACUACAACCUCGACUCCAAACUAAAGAGUCCUGUCUGCAUCGGGAACGAAGCAGAUCUCCGUACAUUUCUCAGUGAACAGCUGUCUCCGGACGUGGCAGAGAUGCUCCUGGUUGUGAGGAGGGAUGUGGAGGAGUACGGAACCUGGCUGAACUCUGAUGACCUCAGGAAGUGAUUCCUCUGGCCUGGGCAUUCCAUUCAUUCAACAUGGGACUCAAACUCCUGCUCUACUCUGGAAAAACAAAUAACAUUUUAGAAAACAAGAGACUCUUAACAAAAAGUACAUAUUUCAGGAAAUGCAUUACCGGUUGCUGAGGAGUGUGGGCACUGUUACACACACACACACACACACACACACACACACACACACACACACACACACACACACACACACACACACACACACACACACACACACACACACACACACACACACACACACACACACACACACACACACACACACACACACACACACACACACACACACACGUUCCAAAGAGAAUUUAAGAUGACGAGGGAUUUCUGUCCCAAAUGGCUUGUUUGUAAGUUUACUGGCCUUUGUUUGGAUUUCUACACAACAGCAGCAUCUAUAUCCUCUUUCCUUCUCUCUCUUCCUUCCUUCUCUUCUCUUCCUAUGCACUGCACUGUCAAGGUAGACCAGUUAGAACUGGUUUGUCUUUUAGUUAUUCUAUGCACUGAGAAGGUACAGAGGAGGCACUGGAUGUCAUGUUGACAACUGACUGUGUGAAAAUAACGCUUCUAUGUUUGUGUUCUGUCUGCGUUUACAUCUAACUGCAUAUCCAAGUGAAUGGGAGCACUGUCUUUCUGUUACACGAACUACACACACACACUCAGAGGAUAUAAAGAAAAUGUUAUUUAUAUGUAA